Ornithodoros turicata is the source of this 1782-nucleotide messenger RNA. RefSeq names its product neprilysin-21-like. The transcript has 17 exons. The coding region runs from base 1 to 1782 and encodes 593 amino acids. Gene Ontology annotation, molecular function: metalloendopeptidase activity. Gene Ontology annotation, biological process: protein processing. The record is from RefSeq and is a predicted model, not a curated record. Lineage: Eukaryota; Metazoa; Arthropoda; Arachnida; Ixodida; Argasidae. Gene Ontology annotation, cellular component: plasma membrane.
AUGGAUUUUGUAAUGCUGUUUGGUCUAUCACUCCUUGUUAUAGUCGCUGCAGUAUGGACAAUUCCUUACGCUGUUGAAUGCAUCAACACUGGAGUUGGAAGUUCAGAAACACAUCACUGCAAGACGGACGCUUGCAAGAAAAUCGAGCGGCUCUUCAAAGAAGCAAUAAACAAAGAAGUCGAGCCUUGUGCCGACUUCUACGGGCACGUGUGCGGAACGUGGAUUGAGAACUCAACCCAUCUGCCGGGUGGUGUGAAAUAUCAGAAUACUGAAGAUUCGUUUUGGAAACAGCUAAAUGGACUGCUCGAAGACGUGGAUGCGAACGAGAAGCCGAAGUACUUCAAGAAGGCUACUCGAGCAUACGAAAUUUGCAUGUGUGAAGAUGUGGAGAGUGACCACAAAGACGAGCUUAACAACAUGCUGUCGAGUAUGGGCAUCCAGAAGUGGCCUAUCACAUCUGAGGAAGAUACCUCCCCAUCUUGGAAUGAUCUGUUCGUCAAAGUUCACAACCAGUUGGGGUUGACGGCGGUGAUGAAUAUAAAAGUGGAACCCGACAAAAAGAAUUCAACAUUACACGCCAUUACACUAAGACCUCCGAGUUUCGGGUUUGGCGACUACACUUGGCAUGAGCAACGACAGUUUUGGACAAAAUACAGGGAAUACAUAAAGAACUUCAUGAAAAAGUAUGAGCCAUCUCUCACAGACGAAGAAGAAAUCAGCUCCACAGUGGAGGACAUUAUCAGGUUUGAGAAGGGACUUUUUAAGGCAUCUUCUCCUUUCUGGAUUGAUCCGGAGCCAGAGAAGUCUGUGCCAUGGCUAUCCAUCUUCGAACAGAUAUUUGCCGCUGCCAAUGUAACCGUGAGCAACGAGAGUAGUCUAGCACUUGAAGAUUCCAUCUACUACUUGGCAUUCUACAAUGUCUUGAACUCCACGAAGAGCUCCGUCGUAAGCAACUAUUUUGGUUGGCGAAGCCUUCAGGAAGUUGCUCCUCUCCUAAACGCCGACUACGAAAAUUAUACGCUCAAUUUUAGUGGAGAGACGAAACAGAAUUCAGUGAAAGGACAGCGGUGGAAGAGGUGCAUUGAUAUGUUGGCUGGACGAAACGGAAUUGCAAAGCACCUUAUGGGGCGCCUUCACGUAGAUGAAUAUCUCUCAGGGGAAGCAAAGGGCAAGGUGAAGAAGAUGCAACUUAAAAUCGCGUACGAAGAAAAACUCAAACAGGACGAGUAUAUGGAAAAGCUGUACGAAUUGACCGGCGAUAUCGAGCAAGGAACAAAGCUGAUAGAAGUCAUCAAAGGAUUUAGACAUAACAAUGUGAUAACCAACCUGAAGUUGUUAAAUGAGCCGUACAACAGGAAGAAAGACUUUGACUACGUGGACCCAGCCAUUGUAGAUGGGAAGUACAUCUGCGAGGACAAUGCCUUUUACCAGCUAUCGGGAGCACUCCAGUUUCCAUUCUACGCCGAUGACGUACCACAGGAAGUGCUUAUGGGACUUCUGGGUUGCAACGUGGCAUCAAAAAUGCAAAGUGGAUUAGACUAUAAGGGUGGUUUCUUUGAAGCGGAUGGUUUCAUGCGCGAAGAGAGUUUCUGGUCAACGGAGUCAACCAACGCGCACAAGGAAAAGUUAGCCUGCUUUUCGAAGCAGUAUCAGAAUAUUACCGAUGGCUACCGAGUCAAAUCCGUAACAAGUAUCACCGUUCGAAACGAUGAGCUAGAUAAUGCAGGCCUGCAAGCAGCCUACUGGGUGGCCGCACGCUUCGAUCUGUCGCUCGUAUACUGA